UAGCCUUUUUCCGCAGGAAAUUCAUGUACGUUAAUCGUGUAGCGUCGCUAGCAUUCUUUGACAAGCUUCUCAUUUAGCUUUAAUCACUACGUUGACAGCAUAUGGUCGCUUCAAAUAAUAAUUAAUCUUUAUCUGAACUGUUUCUCUCUUUGAGAGAAGGCAGUGAAACAUUCAGGAUGGAUCCAGCUCUUCUGAAAGAGCGAGAGCUCUUUAAAAAGAGAGCUCUAUCUAAUCCUGCAGUUGAGAAGAGACAAGCAACCUCCGAGGCCUCCGGAUCCUCCAAGAAGAAAAAGAGCAGACCAGACAAAGAUACAUCGUCCUCCAAAAACAACACAGAUCCCAGUAAUGGCUCCUUCAAUCUCAAAGCACUUUCCGGGAGUUCAGGAUAUAGAUUUGGAGUUUUGGCCCGAAUUGUCAACUACAUGAAGACAAGACACCAGAGAGGAGAUACUUAUCAUCUGAGUCUAGAUGAAAUUCUGGAUGAGACCAAGCUGCUGGACAUUGGCAUGAAGCAGAAACAGUGGCUUAUGAGUGAGGCAUUAUCAAGUAAUCCUAAGAUUGAUGUGCGGGAAGGGAAAUAUGCCUUUAAACCCAAGUAUCAUCUGAAGGAUAAGAAAGCUCUGCUAAGACUACUGGACAAACACGAUCAGCUGGGACUAGGAGGGGUGUUACUGGAUGACGUUGAAGAGGGUCUUCCCAACUCUGCCAAGGCUAUUAAAGCACUUGGAGAUCAGAUUAUUUUUGUGACCAGGCCAGAUAAGAAGAAGGUUCUAUUCUACAAUGACAAACACUGCCAGUUUGUUGUUGAUGAAGAGUUCCAAAAGCUGUGGCGCAGCGUUCCUGUUGAUUCCAUAGAUGAGGAAAAGAUCGAAGAGUAUCUGAAGAAACAGGGCAUAUCAUCCAUGCAGGAGACAGGGCCAAAGAAAAUGACGCCCAUUCAGAAGAGGAAGAAACCUGGAACACAGAGAAAGAGACGGUUUAAGACUCAUAAUGAUCAUCUUAAUGGAGUACUGGAGGACUACUCUGAGGGAGUUCCCUCCAAGAAGUGACACACACACACACACACACACACACGGCUGAAAAGACAAGACCGAUAUCUGUGUGAUGUUUGUAUUUCUGAUCUAACGUCUUAUUGCCAAAACCAUAAAGACAUGCAGACACACACACACACAUUAGAACUGUACUGAGUGACAAAAAUGUGAACAGACUGUAAAUAUUUUGUUUUACUUUUUGCUAGUGCUUUAAGCAAUGAUUAUUAAGCUCUUCUUUUUUUUAGAUUUAAUGAUUAAACAAGAGCAAUCAAACCACAUCUAUUGUUUUCUUUCAGAGUUGUUCAUAUUUAAAAAUGCCUUCAUAUAUGCAUAUAUCAGUACAAAGUGUCUUGAAGAAUACUGUUCUGUUUUAAGAAUUAAAGACUUUCAAGUACUUCA
Messenger RNA from Pimephales promelas (fathead minnow), 1430 nucleotides. RefSeq names its product general transcription factor IIE, polypeptide 2, beta (gene gtf2e2). Gene Ontology annotation, biological process: transcription initiation at RNA polymerase II promoter. Gene Ontology annotation, molecular function: TFIIH-class transcription factor complex binding. Gene Ontology annotation, cellular component: transcription factor TFIIE complex. NCBI's taxonomy places the organism in Eukaryota, Metazoa, Chordata, Actinopteri, Cypriniformes, Leuciscidae. The record is from RefSeq and is a predicted model, not a curated record.